AUGGAACCGGCCAGGCCGCUGCUGGGCCUGUGGCUGGGCCUGGGCCUGUGUCUGGGCCUGGGCCCGGGCUGGGGGUCAGGGCGGCUCCGGGCGGCCACCCUGAGGCCCGGGACCACCCCAGGGACCACCCCUGGCGAGGGAAGGGGGCACCCCGGCGUCUGCCCCAACCAGCUGAACCCCAACCUGUGGGUGGACGCGCAGAGCACCUGCGAGCGGGACUGCCGGCGGGACACCGACUGCGGGGCCCUGGAAAAGUGCUGCACCAACGUGUGCGGGCUGCGGAGCUGCGUGGCCGCCCGCUUCGCGGACGCCGGCCAGGCGGGGCCGCCGGCCCCCGCCGCCUCGUGCGACGGGCUGGCCUGCCCGCAGCAGGGCUCCGACUGCGACAUCUGGGACGGGCAGCCCGUGUGCCGCUGCCGGGACCGCUGCGAGAAGGAGCCCGACUUCACCUGCGCUUCCGACGGCCUCACCUACUACAACCGCUGCUACAUGGACGCCGAGGCCUGCCUGCGGGGCCUCAGCCUGGCCGUCGUGCCCUGCAAGCGCGUGUCCUCGUGGCCGCCCAGCAGCCCCGGCCCGCCGGGGACCUCGGCCGCCCCGCCGCCGCCGCCCCCCACCCCCGGGGACGCGCCCGUGGCCCCCGCGCUCUACAGGAACCCGGCCCACCAGUCGGUGCCGGCGGGCGGCACGGUCAGCUUCCGCUGCGACGUGAGCGGGCGGCCGCCGCCGGACAUCACCUGGGAGAAGCAGGGCGACCGGCGGGAGAACCCGGUCAUGCGGCCGGACCGGAUGUACGGCAACGUGGUGGUCACCAACAUCGGCCAGCUGGUGGUGUACGACGCCCGGCCCGAGGACGCGGGGCUGUACACGUGCACGGCCCGGAACGCCGCCGGCCUCCUGCGGGCCGACUUCCCGCUGUCCGUCACCCAGCGGCGGCGGCCGGAGGAGGAGGAAGAGGAGGAGGAAGAGGAGGAGAGGGAGCCGCCGUCGACCUCCGGCCCCGCGCCCCCCGAGUGCCUCCGGGAGCCCGAGCGGCGGCCCUGCCCGGGCCCGGCCCCGGUCCGCUGGCGCUUCGACGCCCGCCGGGGCGCGUGUGCCACCUUCCGCGACGACGGCGCCUGCGGCGGCGCCCGGGGCAACCGCUUCGAGACGUACGAGGCCUGCCAGAGGGCCUGCGCCCGGGGGCCCGGGGCCACGUGCGCCCUGCCGGCCGUGCAGGGCCCCUGCCGGCGCUGGGAGCCGCGCUGGGCCUACAGCCCGCUGCUGCGCCAGUGCCACUCCUUCGUCUACGGCGGCUGCGAGGGCAACGGCAACAACUUCGAGAGCCGCGAGCGCUGCGAGGACGCCUGCCCCCUCCCGCGGGCGCCGCCCUGCAAGGCCUGCCGGCUGCGCGGCAAGAUGGCCCCCAGCCUGUGCCGCAGCGACUUCGCCAUCGUGGGCCGGCUGACCGAGGUCAUCGAGGAGCCCGACUCCGGCCUCGCCCGCUUCGCCCUGGACGACGUGCUCAAGGACGACAAGAUGGGGCUCAAGUUCUUCGACAUCAAGUACCUGGAGGUGACGCUGACGGGCAUGGACUGGGGCUGCCCCUGCCCCAACAUGACGGCCGGGGACGGGCCCCUGGUCGUCAUGGGCGAGGUGCGGGACGGCGUGGCCCUGCUCCACCCCGGCAGCUACGUGCGGGCGGCCAGCGACAGGCGGCUCCGCAGGAUCUCGGAGCUCAUCGACAAGAGGACCUGCGAGCUCCUCAACCGCUUCCAGGACUAGCGGCCGAGACCCCCCCCCCGUCCAA
Molecule: messenger RNA, 1789 nt
Organism: Tachyglossus aculeatus (Australian echidna)
Lineage: Eukaryota; Metazoa; Chordata; Mammalia; Monotremata; Tachyglossidae
Gene: WFIKKN1
Product: WAP, follistatin/kazal, immunoglobulin, kunitz and netrin domain containing 1
Exons: 3
Coding region: 1-1764 (587 amino acids)
Biological process (GO): negative regulation of transforming growth factor beta receptor signaling pathway
Cellular component (GO): extracellular region
Molecular function (GO): serine-type endopeptidase inhibitor activity; transforming growth factor beta binding; receptor antagonist activity
Source: RefSeq, a predicted model, not a curated record